This is a messenger RNA of Adelges cooleyi (spruce gall adelgid), 2497 nucleotides long. It is a transcript of the gene IntS11, whose product is annotated as integrator complex subunit 11. The record is from RefSeq and is a predicted model, not a curated record. The coding region runs from base 190 to 2007 and encodes 605 amino acids. Lineage: Eukaryota; Metazoa; Arthropoda; Insecta; Hemiptera; Adelgidae. Gene Ontology annotation, cellular component: nucleus. Gene Ontology annotation, biological process: snRNA processing. The transcript has 3 exons.
CUAUUGAAAAUUUAAACCUUUUAAAUUAAUGUUAUAGAAUACCUCUUGUUCUUCUUAGCCAAUAUCCACAAUUUAUUUAAUAUUUUAAAUUAAAUUUAUAUUAUUAUUAUAUUCCUUAUGAGUAUAAUACAACAUCGUUCAGCUUUAUGUUUAGCUGGUCAACCUUAAUGUAAAAAAUCUACAACCAAUAUGAAUAUCACCAAUCGUAUAGUAGUAACUCCAUUGGGAGCUGGUCAAGAUGUUGGCCGUAGUUGUAUUUUGAUAACAAUUGGUGGUCGCAAUAUUAUGCUUGACUGUGGAAUGCAUAUGGGCUACCAAGAUGAGCGAAAAUUUCCUGAUUUCUCGUACAUUACUACAGAUGGUAAUAUUACUGAUAUUAUUGAUUGUGUGAUUAUUUCACAUUUUCAUUUGGAUCACUGUGGUGCGCUGUCAUACCUUACCGAACAUCUUGGUUAUCAUGGGCCAAUUUAUAUGACACACCCUACUAAAGCUAUUGCACCAAUUUUGUUGGAAGACAUGCGUAAACAUUUAGUGGAAUAUGAAGAAGAAGCAAAGUAUUUUACAUCGAGUGCAAUUAGAGACUGUAUGAAAAAAGUAACUGCGGUGAAUUUACACGAAGUCGUAACUGUGAAAGAUGAUAUUGAAUUGAAAGCAUAUUACGCAGGACAUGUUUUAGGAGCUGCCAUGUUUUAUAUAAAAGUAGGUACCGAUUCCGUAGUAUAUACUGGAGAUUUUUCUAUGACACCAGAUCGUCAUUUAGGAGCUGCAUGGAUCGACAAAUGCAGGCCAUCUUUGCUCAUAACCGAAUCGACUUAUGCUACAACUAUAAGAGAUUCCAAGAGGUGCAGAGAAAGAGAUUUUUUAAAAAACGUUCACGAGUGUAUAGAUAGAGGUGGCAAAGUUUUAAUACCAAUAUUUGCGCUGGGAAGAGCCCAAGAACUUUGUAUCCUCAUUGACACAUAUUGGGAUCGUAUGGGACUGAAGGUUCCUGUUUAUUUCGCUGCCGGACUUACUGAAAAAGCUAAUAGUUAUUACAAGAUGUUUAUAACUUGGACAAAUCAAAAAGUCCGACAGACAUUCGUACAACGAAAUAUGUUCGAUUUUAAACACAUCAAACCAUUUGAUAAAACCUAUAUGCAUAAUCCGGGUCCGAUGGUUGUGUUUGCGACACCUGGUAUGUUACACGCAGGGUUGUCUUUAAAUAUAUUUAAAAAAUGGGCUCCUGAUGAGAAAAAUAUGUUAAUUGUACCUGGUUAUUGUGUAUCAGGGACAGUUGGCAAUAAAGUGUUAAGUGGAGCGAAGAAAAUUGAAGCCGAACCAAAUAAAUUUAUAGACGUGAAAAUGUCCGUAGAAUAUUUAUCGUUUUCAGCUCAUGCCGAUGGAAAAGGUAUUAUACAGUUGAUAAAAAAUUGUGAACCACAGAACGUCCUAUUAGUGCACGGAGAAGAAGAAAAAAUGAAAUUUUUAAAAGCAAAAAUUAUGCAAGAAUUUAAUAUAAAUUGUUACAUGCCUGCCAAUGGAGAAACUGUUGAAAUCGAAACUGCAAAUGUACAUACAUUUAACAUGAGUACAAAACUCAUUAAAGAAUUACUAGAUGAUCCAACUAAUAAUUUGGGAAAUGGAAAACGUUUAGUUCAUGGGGCAUUUCUUUUAAGAAAAGGAGUCCCAAACUUAGAUGCUAUGAGUGUAAAGGACACGUUUAAAGAAUUAGACAUCCAACGUCACACGCUAAGAUUUACGUGUACACUGGAAAUUAAUGAAUCGUCUACAGUCCAAAAGACCAAGUCAAAACUCUAUUCUUUGUUGGAGACCAAAUUACCGUUGUUCAAAAAUAAACUUGCCAUGUCUGAUGGGUCAAUAUCUUUGGCGUCAAUUUUGAUCAACGUCGAAGAUGGUAAUGAUAGCAGCACUAAAAAAAUUGUUAUUUCAUGGGCUAAUGAGGAUGAACCGUUAGGAGAUAGUGUUGUCGAUAUGGUGCAAAAUUUGAAUACACUGUGUACAUCUUAGGAAUAAAAAAAAGAGAUUUUAUAGUGUCAAAAAUCCUAUAGAAAAAAUAAUUAUGUUAAUAUUUUGUAUAUUUGUAUAAAUUUAAAUAUCAAAAUGCUUUAGAUUUUUGUUUAAAUGAGUUUGUCUUUAUUUUAAUUGUAAAUUAUAAAUACAACUGUUGUAAUACGGUGCCAUCGUGGACUUCCAAGGUUCACACUCAGUUCAAAUCACAAUGAUCGAAGUUAUCUCUGAACAUAUCAGAACAAAAUUAACUGGAAUCAGAUGAAGGUAAAAAUGACUUUACUCUCCAAUCUCUAUAUUAUAUUAUGAUUACAAUUAAAAUUUUUAAAGUCUCAAGUUUAUUAUCGUAAUAAUUGUUCAAAUGUUUUACACUUUAAUUAUUUUAUUGACAUAAAUCAAAAAUCUUCUUUACUUAUAAUAUUAAUAUCUUCGUGUGUUAUCUCAUUUUCUUUGAAUAUAUCGGUAAUAUUGUGUUCCAUCAUUUUAUCAA